AUGGAUAAUCUCCCUGAACAUCUACUCGCUACAAUCGCAGAAUACCUCAACACACGAAUCGAAACACUCUGUUUUCGCGCUGCUUGUAACUCAUUUCGUUCCUCAGUCCCUCCUCCACUCCCGCCACUCUCGCAUUUCAAGAUUCCCUUCCCGCCAGGCAUGACAGACGACGGCCACCUUGAACUCACCGAAUCAACUGUUUACGCCAUUCAACCCCUGGACAAAUCCACCGAAACAUGGUGGGUUAAAGUAGAAGAGUCAAACUCUGGCAAAAUCCAGGUCAUGGAUCCCCUGUUUAAACUUCGUAUCAAAAACUCUUCCGAGAUGUUGCCCGAGUCUUUCAACUUGCUGGAUUAUCGCGUCAAGGAAGUUGCUAAAUCCUGUCGACUCGAGAUGGUAUCAAAUUCUAAUCCCUUUUACCUUGAAAAGGCUGUCGUCUCUUCAGAUGAUGAUAAUGCUGGUGAGUUCGUACUAAUGGCGUUGAUUAGUGACGGCCGAGUGGGCGUGUGGGGAAGCAAAGACGAGAGAUGGGCGAUCAUAGAUUUUGGUUAUGAAAGUUUUUACAGUAAAGAUAUCAUUUAUCACAACAAGAAACUCUACGCUAUGGGAUUCGACGGAGUUACUGUGGCAGUGGAUCCCAAGUCUCUGAACGUCACUGAAGCUGCCGCGGCUCCUGAAAAAUCCCAAUCACAUCUUAUGAUUCACUCUUUGGUAAAAUCAAGGGAUGAUCUGUUUCUGAUCAACACGUAUUGGCUAUACAAAUACUACCAACAUGCCAAAGAAUUUACUGCGUGUAAAGGGAAUUGCGGUUACUUGAUGUAUAUGGAUUUGCGCGGAGUUGAGUUUGAUUUUUAUCCUCCCACAGAGGAUGUUGCGUAUUUUGACUUAGAGGAUCCGUCGGUGGGAUCUCAACCGGGGGCUCUUUCAAAAUAUUGGGAGGCUUUCUGGCCUCCACCCACUUGGCUCAGGCAGAAGCAGAAUUCCCGCUGA
Messenger RNA from Pistacia vera, 990 nucleotides. RefSeq lists its product as uncharacterized. The record is from RefSeq and is a predicted model, not a curated record. The coding region runs from base 1 to 990 and encodes 329 amino acids. The transcript is spliced from 2 exons. Lineage: Eukaryota; Viridiplantae; Streptophyta; Magnoliopsida; Sapindales; Anacardiaceae.